Messenger RNA from Symbiodinium necroappetens, 384 nucleotides. The record is from the annotation of a GenBank genome assembly. NCBI's taxonomy places the organism in Eukaryota, Dinophyceae, Suessiales, Symbiodiniaceae.
GUAUUCCAGUGACGCGGACAUUGCGAAGUUGCGGCCGGCUUUGGCACAAAUCUCCCGCAAAUCUGGAUCCAGACAGUCGCAUGAAGCUAGGGGAGAUGUCGGAGCCGGUGGAACGGUUCGACGUUUUCUUCUCGCACACUUGGAUGACUUCCGGUAGGUGGAAGUUCUUGUCACUUCUGUUUCAGUAUGGCUGGCCUUGGAUGCUGGCCAGCUGGGCUUGUGCCGUGACCCUGGUGUUUUUCCUGAGUGUCGAUGGGAUGUUGCUAACGCCUUUCAAAUUUCGCAUGAAUGUCUUGGGCUUCCAGAAAGACUGUCCUUACGCUCCCUGGGUCUACCUCGCUGGAGUCUCUGCGAUGCUGAUCUCUUUCCUCGCCUUUCCUUACU